CGACUUUCGAUAUCGAAUCCUUCAUGAUUUUCGAUAGUAGUGACAGUUCAUACCUUAAAGAGGAAUAAAUGGUCAGCAGGUUCAACUCAACUGGUGCUUGUCGCUGGUGACCUUGGAUCGUCCGUGACGCUAUCCCAAAGCAUCAAAUCUCCGUGAACCUCAUUUCCACAAGAGUUGUUUUGUAUUGACUAUUGCCUACGGAAUACAGUAUACAUAUCUUUGUAACUGUGCUGUCAUCCAUUUAUUAGUCGAUUCGUCUCAUGUCCUCCUGCUCUAGAACUCGCUCUUGUCGCAUAUCUUGAAUCAUGGAUAAGUUCCUGAACAAGGCUCGAGGGAAGAUCACCGAACAGUUAAAUAAACAUAUACCAGGGGACGGGCAACCCUUCUUUCGGCCAGAUCAGGAGGGUUCAGCUGCUGGUCAGACAGCCAUAUCCACUUCCUGCAACCCUCUCCAACCUCCGACCGCUGAAGAUUGCUUUCGUUAUCGAUAUCAAUAUGGAACCAAUCUCGGCUCCAUCUUCGUCCUUGAGAAAUGGCUUUCCGGCUCCAUGUUUCCCGAAGGCGCCGAAGGGACUGCAGAGCUAGCCGCCGCAACAGCUCAAUUGAAGCAAAAAGGGUUGUCCGGUGCUGUUCAGGCGUUUGAAAAUCACUGGAGGACUGCACUGAUAGACGAGGAUCUGGACUGGUUGGCCAACGUGGCACAUUGCGCAACGAUCCGUCUACCGAUCGGAUUCUGGGAUCUAGGACCCGAGUUUUGCAAAGGCACACCCUUUGCAAACGUUGCGCAGGUCUACACCAGCGCUUGGGCAUUUAUCAAGAAUACUGUUGCUCGCUGCCAUGAGAGCGGCAUCGGUGUGUUGAUCGACGUCCAUGGACUUCCAGGCGGAGCCAACGAGAAUGAGCACUCGGGAACGAAUAGCGGGAAAGCGGAGCUCUGGGGAAAUCGGGCGUACCUAGAAUUGUCAAUCCGCUGCUUUGAGUUCAUUGCCACGGAGGUUCGAAACGGUAUGCGAGGCGUCAUUGGUCUCCAGCUGUGUAACGAAGCGGAGCGAAACAUCCCGGGGAUGUACAAGUGGUAUGACCGCUGCCUCCAAGCAGUCCAAAGGAUUGAUGCGACGAUGCCGAUCUACAUCUCUGAUGCAUGGGAUUUACCUCCUUGUAUCGAAUACUGCAAGAGGAAAAACGUUGCUGCGGCCCUAAACUCGAAUCCCGUGUUCAUCGAUACGCAUCUCUACUGGGCUUUUCAUGAUCCUGGAAGUCCUCAGCACGCUAUACAAGACGUGUCGAACAAGCUCAGGGCGCUAGACGGUAAAGAUGGGAAUGUUAUCGAUGGUGGGGCUGUUCAAGCAUUUGUGGGCGAGUACAGCUGUGUCCUCAAUGAAGAUACAUGGAGUAAGUCUGGGGGUGAGACUAGGGAACAUCUUGAGACCGGAUUCGGUCGAGCACAGGUGCAUCGAUACGUGGAGCGGUCAGGUGGAUGCACAUUUUGGACCUAUAAAAUGGACUGGAUGCAAUGGGCCGGAGGCUGGGGAUUCCGCUCACAAACUGACGCCGGGAACAUCUCGUGUCCAGCGAAUCUUAAACUAUCCCAUGAUGACGUUCAUUCUCGCCUAUCCCGCGCUUUAGUAGACCGCAACGGAAAGCUUGAAUCCGCCUUCAAUUCCCACGUCACCUACUGGAGCCAGACAUCGCCCGGCCAAGCCUUUGAACACUGGCGCUAUCGCAUUGGCUACGAGCAUGGGUUUGAUGACCUCACAGUGUUCUUUGGUAUGCGCGCCAAUGGACAGAUCCCGUCGAGGGGUCCUCCGACUGGUGGAGAUUUAAUCGGGUGUCUGGACAUGUGGGUGUUGAAGCGGAUCAGAGAUACAGGAACCGCAGGGCCAUUUGCUUGGUUAUAUGAGCAAGGGUUUCGAAAGGGAUAUGAGGAUUGUCGCCAGUCGCUAGGAGUGUAAUAGAUUUCACUGUGGGGCGGUAUCUGAUUUUUGAAACGAGAACCUGUAUGGUUGGAAAGCAUCUCCAUGCUCUCCCUGUAGGAUAUGGAGAUGCUAGUAUGAUGCUACCUUUCGUGUCCCAUACGAUCACUCUGUUUGCGAGCUCAGAUGCCCUAGGAAUUCACCUCC
This is a messenger RNA of Eremomyces bilateralis CBS 781.70, 2120 nucleotides long. Its product is annotated as glycoside hydrolase. The record is from RefSeq and is a predicted model, not a curated record. Gene Ontology annotation, cellular component: cell surface; extracellular region. Lineage: Eukaryota; Fungi; Ascomycota; Dothideomycetes; Eremomycetales; Eremomycetaceae. The transcript has 3 exons. Gene Ontology annotation, biological process: glucan catabolic process. Bases 306 to 1952 code for a protein of 548 amino acids. Gene Ontology annotation, molecular function: glucan endo-1,6-beta-glucosidase activity.